Messenger RNA from Trichophyton rubrum CBS 118892, 2328 nucleotides. RefSeq lists its product as uncharacterized. Lineage: Eukaryota; Fungi; Ascomycota; Eurotiomycetes; Onygenales; Arthrodermataceae. Gene Ontology annotation, biological process: protein folding in endoplasmic reticulum. The record is from RefSeq and is a predicted model, not a curated record. Bases 1 to 2328 code for a protein of 775 amino acids. The transcript has 2 exons. Gene Ontology annotation, cellular component: EMC complex.
AUGAGACUGACUCUACCGUCUAGUAAUGAUGUACCAUUCCAGGUAUCAGUGGCAUCCAAGUCCACUGGCUACUACGUGGCAUUGCAGCAUGCGUCUCGAUCUGGAUAUAAGAUUAAAGUCACCGCCUUGGAUCUAGCCAAGGGUAAGCAGACUGGGAGCCAAUAUACCCUGAACUCGGAUACAGAAGUGUUCGGGCCUGAAUCGAUUCUUCUUGUUGGCAGAAACGCCGCUGCACCCUUGAUUGCUUGGACAGACAAGGCCAAUACCGUUCUCAAGAUUAACGUACUGGGGUCUAAUACCAUUGAGUCCAUCAAGGUAGAGCACGAAGGGGUUCGUCAUAUUAAAAUUCACGUAUCUCAGAGCUCAAGCGGCCCAGCACAUUUCCUCGUGGAAUACCGCACUGACUCAGCAUCAUGGGCUGAUGUUUACCAUAUCAACAUUAAAACCACAAGCAUCACAAAAGCCUACAGCCUUCCAAAGAUCCAGGGGCACUCAGUCAUCACAGCCGGCACUAACACGAACAACGAAAACCUCUACUUUACACGGAUCACUCCAACUGAGGUCAUUAUCUACUCAUCUGUGUCUGACAAGGCCCAGGGAACCUGGAAGACCAGUGAGGUAUUGCCAGAGAAAUCUCAAAAUGCCGUUUCAGAGGUUGUUGCACUUGAAUCAGGUGUUUCCGUUCGAUUCGCCCAGGUCGAAGAGUCAGGAGAUUGGUCCUUGGUUCUAAACGGAAAGCUACAGUGGACUAGACCUGAGUCUCUCACGGAAGCUAUUGCUGCUGCAUGGACCGACCUGAACGAUGGUGUGACCCUUGCCCGCGAGCUCGAGGUUGAAGGCCACCAGAGUGUACCCAUGGCCUACGCUCAUCGUUUGAUCCGACAUCUCAAGGCCAUCCAGCAAGGUUUCCCUGACUGGUUGAUGGAGAUGCCCAUGAGAGUCUUGACCAGCUUCAUGCCAAGUGAUAUCAGCGACCUAAUCCAAUUCGGCCUGGGACAACAGAUUAUCCUAGCAACCAGGACUGGGCGAGUUGCAGCCCUUGAUUCAGGCCGUCACGGAAAAGUUAUGUGGAACAUCAAGGCUGUGGAGAAUGAUCUUGAUUGGGGCGUGAAAGCUAUCACCACUCAGUUGGGGCUUGCAACCGUCCAUGUCGAUGACGGCAGCACUCUCCAAGUAAACAUCACCACGGGUGAGGUUACCAGCCGGACACCCCCAACGCAAAAAGUUGCAUCUAUCGCAUUUGUUCCAGACGGCGCUGCAGAUUUCAAGGUUGGAGUUGAGGAACAUGGCGUACCGACUGAAUCUGCCUAUGUCAAUGGAAUCGAUGCCUUCCUCGUCACUCGGAGUGGUGACAAGCGGAUCCUAGGUUGGAAUACCAGCAAAUCAAAGGCCCCAAUGUGGGAGUUCACUGUCCCUGAGGGGCAAAAAAUUAUCCAUGCUACUGCACGACCGGCUCACGACCCCGUUGCGUCGGUAGGCAAGGUCCUAGGCGACAGAUCCGUUCUUUACAAGUACCUGAACCACAAUCUCGCCCUCAUUACGGCAACUGGCGAGUCCACUGUGGACUUCUACCUUCUUGAUGGCGUAUCCGGUCAGAUCUUGCAUACAGCAAGGUACACGAAUGUUGAUAUCACUCAGCCCAUCGCCUCAGUUAUCUCCGAGAACUGGUUUGCCUAUUCUUUCUGGGCAGACACAAGUGAAGUAUCGGCUGCAAAGGGAUAUCAGCUUAUAGUAUCUGAACUAUAUGAAUCGUCUACUCCCAAUGACCGUGGUGUUCUCGGCGACGCAGCCAACUAUUCUAGUAUCACCAACAUCACCAUGCCGCAUGUCAUAUCACAAGCGUACAUGAUCCCCGAAGCCAUUUCGAAUAUGGCAGUCACCCAAACUCGCCAGGGAAUAUCCAUCAGACAGCUCCUAUGCACCCUCCCAGCGUCACGCAGCAUCGUUGGAAUCCCACGACCCAUCCUCGAUCCCCGCCGCCCCGUGGGCCGUGAUCCUACUGCCCAAGAAGCUGAAGAAGGUCUAAUGAAAUAUAAUCCGAACCUCGAGUUUGAUCCUAAAUGGCACCUUACACAUUCUCGGGAUGUGAUGGGCAUCCAGCACGUCGAAUCCAGCCCGACGCUACUUGAGAGUACGACGUUGAUAUUCUCGUAUGGAUUUGAUAUCUUCGGAACCCGACUUGCGCCAAGCCAGCCAUUCGAUAUCCUUGAUAAGGGGUUCUCAAAGAUCCAGCUUCUGCUUACUGUUGUUGCGUUGAUGGCUGGCGUCAGCGCCCUUGCUCCCUUGGCCCGAAGUAAACAAGUGAACCUUCAGUGGAAAUCAUCCUAG